CACAUCCUGACUAUUGAAUGUGAUACCUCGCAUUAUGCGGCCGAGUACCGACUGCACGGUCGCCUAACAAAACAAAACUAGAUUCAAUUGUUGCGAACAAAAAAACCUACAAUCAAACACAAAACAGUGAACACAAUCUAAUACGUGAGUUCAAUGGGGAAAUAAUCGAAAAUGUAGCAGUGCGAUUCGUUAGGAAACAUGAAUGGAUUACUGUGGUUCAGGAUGGAAUAUCAGUUUCAGAUACUGUUUUAUACUAUUUUAUUAUUAAAGUACGUGAACACAGUUCACUAUCCUACGGAUCCAACGUCAGAGAUGAUACCUGACAAUAAAAAUGUAGUUCUAAGAAGCAACCCAGAAGAACUAAGAAGCGACGAAGAGUUUGAAUAUGGACGUGAUAGUGAUCAAGAGAAAAACAGUGUAACUGAAUCUGAAGAUAAACGGUUUUUAGACGAAGCUCUAAACGUCAUUAAUAACCCAUUUACAGUCUUAGCAAGUAAUCAAGAUACAAUAGAAAACUAUAAAGGCGCGUUAGAAAAUAUAAAACAUGAAAAUAUAACGUUAGAAGAUUUCUUUAUUCAAAUGGAUAAGUUGAGUUUGGAUGUAUGCAAAAGUUCCCAAAAGUCACUGUGGUCUUAUGUGCUAAAUACAAAUGAUGAAUUAGCUAAAGAUAACAUGUUAAGUAUUUCUGCGGAAGAAGACGACUUAAAGAUUGAAUACUGGAACCUCAUCAAGGAAAAAUACUUACAGGAGACACAAUCCAUUAAUGAUACAAAAUUAAAUAGAAAACUACGAAUGAUACAAGUCAAAGCGAUAAAUCAUGAAAUAUUAAGAAGUAAAGAUCCUAAUCGAAUUGAUGCAAUGCACCGUAUUUGGAGCCAAGCUAUAGUUUGUUCUGACGAUUCAAUUGUUUGCACGAAGGAAACUGCACGGACGUUGAAUGAUAUUAUAACAAUAUUUAAAACGAGUAAUGAUUCUGAUGAAUUGAAACACUAUUGGAAAGGAUAUAGAGAUGCCACUGGAAUGAAAAUAAGACCGAUUUUUCAAGAUUAUUUAUCAGAAGCGAAUACUGUUGCCGCCUCUGAAAAUUUUUCGGAUGCUGGUGAAAUCUGGCGAUAUACUCACGAAGAUGAUAAUUUUACUGAAACUGUCGAAAGGAUCUGGUCCGAAGUCAAACCUUUAUAUCAAACGCUACAUAAGUAUGUAAGAGCUAAAUUAAAAACGGAUUAUAAUGAUGACUUUACGAACGACGAACUAAUUCCUGCUCAUUUAUUAGGCAACUUAUGGGCUCAAGAAUGGCAAGGAAUAUUUUCAAAGGUGAUGCUGUUUCCUAACACAUCCAAACCUAUCAUUGCUAACAAUAACAAUGAGAGUAUAGAUUCGAAGGUACUAUUUGAUGUUGUCGACGAUUUCCACAUAUCUCUAGGGUUUGAGAGUACAAUAGAUAGCUACGAAGGAGUCACAGAUACCACCGACUGUAUAUCUUCUAGUCAUGACUUAUGUGAUGGAGUUCAUUAUAGAAUACGAUGGUGCGAAAAUAACGUGACCGAUCUGAUGGAGGAUUUGACGAAAGCAGGCAGGCUGAUGAGCCAUAUACAAUACUUUAAGCACUAUAGGAAUUUGGAGCUGAUCUUCCGAGAUGGUCCAACACCGGCUUUCCACAACACUUUCGCUGAUUUCUUCACAUUACAAAUAACUGCUCCACAACAUUUGAAGACUUUGAGUUUUGUUGAAAUAGAUUCUGAUAAUGAAACCUCUCUCAACCAUUUACUAUGGCUGGCCUUGCAAAAGUUACCAAUGAUUGCCUAUUCCUAUAUACUUGACAAGUGGAGAUGGGAUAUCUUCGCUAACGAUACCAUGCGAAAUUGGAAUCAACAUUGGUGGGAUUUAAGAACAAACGAAAUGGGCCUGUCACCGCCGGUGUUUCGCAACGAGAAGGACUUGGAUCCGGCCAGCAAGUACCACGUCGUUUCUCACGUCCAGUACAUUACGUAUUUCAUAUCACACGUGCUAGAAUUCCAAAUGCUGUUAUCGCUAUGCAAGAGAGCGAACCACACAGGGCCUUUGCACGAGUGCUCCAUACGCGGCAAUAAGGAAGCAGGAAAAUUAUUAAGUGAUGGAAUGUCUCUUGGAGCGAGCGAAGACUGGAGAACAGUUUUGGAAACGAUAACAGGAGAAAGAGAAUUCUCUACUGAGGGAAUAUUUAAAUUCUUCGAACCUCUCAAAGAAAUUCUUGAAGCUGAAACUGCGAAACUAGAAAAUGCUGGAAUACAAGAAAACAAAGCCUCUAUUAUAAUAGGAAUUGUAAUUGCUUGUUUAGUAGUUGUGAUACUUCUGUUGUAUUUAUUGAAGAAAACAGAUGCAAGGAAUAAAGUACUUGCCCUCUGUGGUCUAAAACAAAAUGCAUCUUUGGAUAUAGUUACUUUUGAAGCUAACGGAGCGACGAAUAAUGGCAUAACAGAAAUCAAGGGUUAAUUUGAAAUAUUGGUGGAAUUAUUUGAUAAAGUUUGAUUGUUUUAAUAAACUUUGACAUAAGUAA
Messenger RNA from Aricia agestis (brown argus), 2536 nucleotides. Its product is annotated as angiotensin-converting enzyme-like. The coding region runs from base 199 to 2472 and encodes 757 amino acids. The transcript is spliced from 11 exons. Gene Ontology annotation, cellular component: plasma membrane. The record is from RefSeq and is a predicted model, not a curated record. Gene Ontology annotation, biological process: proteolysis. Lineage: Eukaryota; Metazoa; Arthropoda; Insecta; Lepidoptera; Lycaenidae. Gene Ontology annotation, molecular function: peptidyl-dipeptidase activity; metallopeptidase activity.